AUCCAACAUCCAAAUUUUUCUUGGCCUCUCUCUUCCAGGUUCCAGCAGCUACAACAGAAUAGAAUAAUAAAAUUGUAAUAGGGUGGCUUAGAGCUCCAAUAACGAUCAAAGAAAGCAGCAAGCUUUCCCCAAUUCUUAUUCCGAGACCAAGAGGAGGGGAGGGAAGCAAAGCUCAGAGAGAUGACGGCAGCCGCGGGGCUCGGCUACGUCCUCAUUGCCCUUGGCCCCGCUUUCUCCCUCUUCGUCUCCGUCAUCGCCAAGAAGCCCUUCCUCAUCCUUACCCUCCUCUCCAGCACACUGUUUUGGCUUGUGAGUUUGAUAGUCCUUUCUGCGGCAUGGAGAGGCUUUCUUCCUGUGAAGUCUGCAGUGUGGUGGCCUUAUGUGCUCCUUAUCCUCACAUCUGUUGGUUUUCAAGAAGGUGUCCGUCUUGUAUUCUGGAAGCUUUACAAGAGGCUGGAAGACAUGUUGGAUGCUUUUGCUGACAGAGUGUCUAAACCUCGCCUUUAUUUGACAGAUAAGAUGCUAAUUGCCUUGGCUGGUGGUUUGGGUCAUGGCUUGGCUCAUGCUGUCUUUUUCUGUCUUAGUCUCUUGACUCCUGCAUUUGGUCCAGCAACAUUUUAUGUUGAUAGGUGCUCACACAUACCAUUUUUCCUUGUUUCUGCCAUUAUGUCACUUGGAUUUGUGAUUAUUCAUACUUUUUCGAUGGUCAUUGCUUUCAACGGGUAUGCUGAAGGGAGGAAAAGUGACCAAGCUGUUGUUCCAGUUGUUCACAGCAUUGCUGCUAUAAUGACACUGAUUAACCUUGCACCUGGGGGCUGCGUUGUGGGUGUACCUCUGCUAUGCUUCAUGGCAGCUGUAACAUUGCACUAUUGCUGGCAGAUGGUUUGGAGAAGACUAACUGAACACCGAAACAUUCAGACAAACAAUUAACAGCCAUCUGAGUCUUAUGUUGCAUGUCUGCUUUAUUUUUGAAAUAUUUUUGUAGUGUGUCAUCUCAUGGGCAAAGAAAUUACACUCUCCUCUUUUUAAGUGAAGUAGGAGGAUAGUAAUGAUUGAAUGUGACAUUUUUACAUCCCUAAAAGGAAAUGUAGCAACAUGAUAGCAUGGAAUAUGGAUGAUUGAAGGUAGAUGCCUCCCUUUUUCCCUGAAAUGUGAUCUCAAUUAUUGCACACUUUCACUUGA
Elaeis guineensis (African oil palm) is the source of this 1182-nucleotide messenger RNA. RefSeq names its product gamma-secretase subunit APH1-like. Gene Ontology annotation, cellular component: membrane. The record is from RefSeq and is a predicted model, not a curated record. NCBI's taxonomy places the organism in Eukaryota, Viridiplantae, Streptophyta, Magnoliopsida, Arecales, Arecaceae. Gene Ontology annotation, biological process: positive regulation of catalytic activity; protein processing.